AUGGGCAACUGUUUUGUUCUCUCCAAGCAGGAGAAAGUUUUGAGGGUUGUGAAGACAGAUGGGAAAGUUUUAGAAUUCAGGGCACCAACUCUUGUUAAGGACAUGUUGAUGAACUUUUCGGGCUCUGGUAUUAGUGUAUCAAAGCAAGCCUCAGAGCUUCUCCCUCCUAAUUACAAACUGAAGCUUGGGAAGGUUUACUAUAUGAUUCCUCUUCUGGGUUCUGUUACAAGUGAUGCGAGCAGUGCAGGUAUUAUUUCAUCUGUGGAUGUUACAGAAAAGGACAGGGCUGCUACAAGAAGGAUUAAGAUCGUCGUAACAAAGCAACAGCUUCAAGAGCUAUUGACAAAGCAAAUAUCAGUGCAGGAGGUUCUUUCAACUUCAGGGCUUGAACAGAAAUCAUGUUUGUCUAAUGAUUCUUCAACAAAUUGGAAGCCGAAGCUUGAAUCCAUCCCUGAACUUGAAGGAAGCGAGUAA
Prunus armeniaca (apricot) is the source of this 474-nucleotide messenger RNA. The record is from the annotation of a GenBank genome assembly. NCBI's taxonomy places the organism in Eukaryota, Viridiplantae, Streptophyta, Magnoliopsida, Rosales, Rosaceae.